Alosa alosa (allis shad) is the source of this 6965-nucleotide messenger RNA. RefSeq names its product plexin D1 (gene plxnd1). The transcript has 36 exons. Bases 178 to 5922 code for a protein of 1914 amino acids. Lineage: Eukaryota; Metazoa; Chordata; Actinopteri; Clupeiformes; Clupeidae. The record is from RefSeq and is a predicted model, not a curated record. Gene Ontology annotation, biological process: regulation of cell migration; regulation of cell shape; negative regulation of cell adhesion. Gene Ontology annotation, cellular component: semaphorin receptor complex. Gene Ontology annotation, molecular function: protein binding; semaphorin receptor activity.
UAGUCUGUGUCUCCGAGUCGGGGAGGAAGCACGACUCUUUAUCACGUCAUUUGUGUUUAGGCGUUCGGCAGGAAACGGUCUUUCCUCCUGGAUUGUUGCAGUAAGACGGACGCGAUAUUUUCUCCUGCUCAAUGCACCGCUCGGUCCAGACCACGCGAAGACCAGCCAGAAGGAAAAAUGCCUUCUUCGCAAAAAAGUGUCCCACCUUCAAUUUUCCUUCUGUUUCUGGGCGCCCUGGUGCCCCCGAGCUCGCGCUGGACUAUCCACCCGCGCCUUGCCAGUGCGCUACAGAUCCAACAAGCGUUCACAUCAACGAAUGAGACCAAUAACUUCGUGGUGGAUGGAGUUUCACAAAGGGUAUACCUGGCGACAGUGAAUGCGCUUUACCAGCUUAACAGUACAACACUUACCAAGGAAGUGGAGAGGCGCACUGGCCCCGUGGAUGAUAAUCCGUUGUGCCAUGCGCCUCAGCUGCCACAGGCUCCAUGUGAACAUGCCAAGACCUCUACGGACAAUCACAACAAACUUAUUGUGUUUGAUCGCGAACAAGGUGUCCUUGUGACAUGUGGGUCGGUGUACCAAGGCUUCUGUGAACUACUCAAGGUGGAUAAUGUCUCGCAGGUCGCAGUGGAGUUCCCACCUCGCGCUGCCAAAACAGUGUUUCCAAGUAUGCUGAACAUCGCAGCGAACCACCCCAACGCAAGUACUGUUGGCCUCGUCUUUAAAAGUCAUGGGGGAAACACUCGUUUACUUGUUGGGGCUACGUACACGGGUUCUGGAACCCCCUAUUUUCCUCAGAACCACAGUAAAGAGGACCUGCGUUUCGAAAACACACCAGAAAUCGCAAUCAGAUCCCUCAACACUAAAUAUCUCGAUCGACUUUUCACCUACGAUAUAAAUCCGUCAGAAGACAACGUAUUUAAAAUCAAACAGGAAGACAAACAGAAAAACAAACUUAACUUUGUUCAUGCCUUCACGCAAAAAAGUUACGCAUAUAUUGCUCUAAAUAACGACGCAAAUACAGGUCAUAAGGAAAGCCAGCCAAAUAGCUUAUUGGCACGCAUCUGUCUGGAUACUGAAAGCCCCCGCAGGACUACUGAAAUUCGAAAACUUACUGAGUCGUAUAUCCAAACUGGACUUCAGUGCGGGGAUGGGAAUAUUUACAAGCGGCUGGUGUCAGUUUAUCCAGCAGAGAUUUACUCCGAGGAAAAGCAACAGCAGGAGUCCGUUCUCUUUGGUGUUUUUAGCAAGUCGGAUAAAAGCCCACUUACGGCGUUGUGCGCAUUCAGGUUCGAUGACAUAGAGGAGGCCAUACGUCAGGGCAGAAGGAAUUGCUCCAAUGUGCCAAACACUGCUGAUGUACAGGUGCUAGACAGCGUGAUUCAAGGAUCCGGUUCUGUAUGCAUCUCUAAGCAUAACAUAGUGCUGCAGCCUGAGCAGCUUAACUGUGGAGCAGCUCACUUGCAGCAUCCGCUGGCUUUGAAGAGGCCCCUGAGGGCUACACCAAUUUACGAAUCCCAAGGUCUCAGUGCUGUCGCCGUUGACAAUGUACACGACCAUACCAUUGUGUUCCUGGGCACCAGUAAUGGUAGACUGCGGAAGCUAUCUCUCUGGGGAAACCUGACGUUGGCCAAACGUCCCUGGUCCCUGAAGCUGCCUGCUAGGGAACCAGUGCACCACAUCAUGACCUUCGACCCCAAUGACAGGAACUAUCUGUACCUCAUGACGUCUCAUCAUCUGUUGCGGGUGAGGGUGGCCUCGUGUUCUCAGUACAGCUCAUGCGGUGAGUGUCUGAGUGCCGGCGAUGCCCAUUGUGGCUGGUGUACCCUGGAGAGCAGGUGCUCCAUCCAGGGGGAGUGUGGCCAGAGCUCUACGCUACGAGGCUGGAUUGGCAUCAGCGAGGGGACUCUGCAGUGCCCCACUAUCACAAUCACCCCACCUGAAAUCAGCCACUCCGCUGACAUCAAGGAUGUGGGCAUUCUGAUCAACGGGAGUGUUCCUGACCUGCGUGGCCUAGUGGAGUGUGAUUACGGUCGGGGCCUCUCGACCCGUGCCACGGUACAUCUGGGCUCAGAUGCUGCCCACAUUCAGACCUGUCCCCUGCCUCCCAGAGACAGCUAUCCCAGCAUUCCACCUCACAGAGACCAUGUAACUGUUCCUGUGACGAUUAAAGUCAACCACGCUGAGCUGGUUUCCGGCAGCUUUAUCAUCUAUGAUUGCGUAAAGACAGGGAAGAUCAAUUCCAAAACUGCGUGCAGCAGCUGCCUGAGUAAUGGGUGGCGCUGUUUCUGGGACCUGCAGGGGGAGGUGUGUGUCUCAGGCAAAGACUCGGCCCAGGGAACACUGCUGGAGAAUUCCACUUCCUGUCCCAGUUUGAAGGCCCAGGAAGUCCCUCCGCUACCCUCUGGAGUGACACAGGACUUCACCCUGGAGUUGCUCAAUGUGGAGCCGGGAGCCGAGCUGGACUGCGACUUUGGAAAUGGGAAGACCUACCCGGCUAGCUGGCUACCAGCACAGCCAGGCUUCGUGAAAUGCAGCGGAGUGACGCUGAGUACCACGGAGAGGAGUGAGAUGUUCCAGCUGAACCUGAAGCCAAGGAACCGGGACACGUACAUCGACAGCCCUCAGCCUAUUACAGUGGAGGUGUAUAACUGUGGCUCUGGCAGCAGUGACUGCUCCCAGUGUUGGGGUCGAGAGGAUCAGGGUCAUCUGUGUGCCUGGUGUGACAACACCUGUCGCCCGCGCGGCCAGUGCCAGUACCCGCACACACCCUGUCCAGCACCAGAGAUCAGCAAGGUCUCCCCCCUCAGCGGGCCCCUGGAGGGGGGCACCCAGCUCACUGUCUGGGGCAGAAACCUCGGCUGGCGGGCAAAAGAUGUCCAGGUGUUUAUUGGGAGUGUGCCAUGCUCCAUACUGGAGGACCAGUACAUCAUCUCAGAGAAAGUGAAAUGUGUGACUGGACCAUCAGAACGACCGAUGAAGGAUGCUGUGACCGUCAUUGUAAAGAACUCCAGUGGAUCCUCUACAGAAUCCUUUACUUAUCUGGAGCCCAGGGUGCUGUCCAUGCAGCCCACCAAGGGCCCUCGUGCUGGGGGCACACGUGUCAUCAUCACCGGAGAGCACCUGGGCGCUGGAACCAGAGUGCGAGUAAGAGUCAACGGCACUCAGGACUGCCGCAUUCUGAGCCGCUCUGCAGACAGUAUAGAGUGCACGAUGCCAGCAGCAGUUACGGCGACUGCGGACAGUGUGUCUGUGUGUGUGGAGUUUGAUGGCAACUCCUGUCAGAGCCACAGUCUCAGCAGUAACUACAGCUACGAGACAGACCCCCACAUCAGCAACAUCAAGCCCACCAAGAGCUACCGCAGUGGUGGGCGCCCCAUUGCAGUUACAGGGCAGGAUUUUGACCUGGUGCAGAUUGUUUCCAUGGAGGUGGUGGACGUUGGACUGGUGGAGUGCUCCGUGCAGUCGCCAUCUUUUAUUUUGUGCCACUCCCCACCCUCUGACCAAUCACGUAAGGCUGAGGUGAAUUUCUAUCUGAACGGGGUGCUGUACGUGGGGGAGAGACGCAGCUCCGCUGAGCAGGGACUGGACGAGGAGGAAGAGGAGGAUGAGGAUGAGGAAGAUGAGCUAGGGCCUCACUCAGGUGUCUUUCCCAUGGAGUAUGUGGAAGAUCCACAGUUCUACACUGCCUCCAAGGAGAAAGUCAUCAAACAUCAUCCUGGAGAGCCCCUCACUCUUAUUAUCACGAAGGGCCCCACAGAGCUUGAGCUAACGCAGGAUGAAUACUCGGUGACGAUUGGCUCAUAUCCUUGCGACAUCAGCUUCCACAAUGACCAGCUGUUCCACUGCACCCUUAAUGCAUCACUGAGCUCCAGUGAGACUGAACUUCCUGUCACUGUGUGUGUGGGGAACUUGAGGAGUGUGAUAGCCCGCGUGCAGCUGGGAAGCAAAGAGCUGGCUAUAGUCAUCUCCAUUGUGUGCAGUGUGCUGCUGUUAUUCUGCACUGUUGCGCUGGUGGUGUACUGCACUAAGAGCAGGAGGGCCGAGCGCUACUGGCAGAAGACUCUGCUGCAGAUGGAGGAGAUGGAGUCGCAGAUCAGAGAUGAGAUCCGGAAAGGUUUUGCCGAGCUGCAGACAGACAUGACUGACCUGACCAAAGAGCUGAACAGCAGUCAAGGCAUCCCCUUCCUGGAGUACAAGCAGUUUGUCACUCGCACCUUCUUCCCUAAAAUGUGUUCGGACUAUGAAAGGAGCCUGGUGCAGCCGGUGUAUGAGAACGAUCCCCAGGGUCCUCGGGCAGUGCCCGAGACACACCCCCUGCUUCAGGACUGGCAGACCUCAAACACAUGUAAACCAAACAUGGAGGAGGGCAUCACCCUCUUCUCCACGCUCCUGAACAACAAGCACUUUCUGGUGACGUUCGUCCAUGCCCUAGAGCAGCAGAAGGACUUUGCUGUUCGAGACAGAUGUAAUCUGGCCUCCCUGCUCACUAUUGCCCUCCAUGGCAAACUGGAAUAUUACACCAGCAUCAUGAAGGACCUGCUGGUGGACCUGAUCGACGCCUCGGCCUCCAAGAACCCCAAGCUGAUGCUGCGGCGCACAGAGAGCGUGGUGGAGAAGAUGCUCACCAACUGGAUGUCCAUCUGCAUGUACAGCUACCUCAAGGAGAGAGUAGGAGAGCCCUUCUUCCUGCUGUUGUGUGCCAUUAAACAACAAAUCAACAAGGGCUCCAUUGACGCCAUCACGGGCAAGGCCCGCUACACCCUCAAUGAGGAGUGGCUCCUGAGAGAGAACAUUGAGGCCAAGCCACAGAACAUCAACGUGUCUUUCCAAGGCUGUGGCAUGGACUCUCUGAGCGUGCGAGUGAUGAACACAGACACCAUCUGUCAGGUGAAGGAGAAGAUUCUGGAAGCCUUCUACAAGAACCUGCCCUUUUCCCAGUGGCCACACUCGGAAGAUGUUGACCUGGAGUGGUUUCCUAGUGGUGGAGGCAGCAGGAUUCUCCAAGACCUGGACAACACCUCGGGCAUGGAGGAUGGAAGGAAGAAGCUGAACACUGUUGUCCAUUACCAGAUCCCAGAGGGUGCUGCUAUGGCCAUGAGCAUGAAGGACAAGAGAGAAAACACACUGGGAAGAGUUAAAGACUUGGACACAGAAAAGUACGUCCAUCUGGUGCUGCCCCAUGACGAGCUGCUGGAGAACAAGAGGAGCCAGCGGCAGAGCCACCGCAAGAAGGUCCUGCCAGAGAUCUACCUGACCCGCCUCCUGUCCACCAAAGGGACACUGCAGAAGUUCCUGGACGAUCUGUUCCAGGCCAUCCUGUCCAUGCCACAGGAGCGCCCACCACUGGCGGUCAAGUACUUCUUUGACUUCCUGGAGGAGCAGGCUGACAAGCGUGGCAUCAGUGACCCAGACACUCUCCAUAUUUGGAAAACCAACAGUUUGCCGCUGCGCUUCUGGGUGAACAUUUUGAAGAACCCGCAGUUUGUGUUUGACAUUGACAAGACAGACCAUAUGGAUGCUUGUCUGUCGGUGAUCGCACAAGCCUUCAUCGAUGCCUGCUCCAUCUCAGACUUGCAGCUGGGCAAGGACUCUCCCACCAACAAGCUGCUUUAUGCCAAAGAGAUCCCAGAGUACAAGAAGAGGGUGCAGGGCUACUAUCGGCAGAUCCAGGAGAUGCAGCCGCUGAGCGAGCAGGAGAUGAACGCACACCUGGCCGAGGAGUCAAGGAAAUACCGAAAUGAGUUCAACACAAAUCUGGCAUUGACUGAAAUCUACAAGUAUGCCAAGAGAUACCGCAACCAGGUGGUGAACGCUCUGGAGUCCAACCCUACGGCGCGCCGCACACAGCUGCAUCAUAAGUUCGAGCAGGUCAUCGCCCUGGUGGAGGACAACAUCUACGAGUGCCAAAGUGAGGCCUAAAGGCCAAUCACACGCCUCGAAGACAUCCUGGCUCGUUCUGCUUGACCAGGACAAACUUUGUGUUAAAGACUUUCUGCUGAAUGGCCGGGAUGGUGAACCAAUGCAGGGGGUGGAGGGGGUGUGCGUAGGCUAAAAGGCCUCUAGUUGGAUACUGGACAAGGUCACGGAUUGGGAUCGAAUGACAGAACAAGGGGAACCGAGAGAGAUGUGGUCUAGAGAACGUUCCCAUCCCCUUUCUCAUCUCUGUUUCUGUGGUGUGUGUUUAUGUGUGACGGUGUAAGUAGGUCGCUCUCUCACACGUUCCCUGCUGAUGUGGGUUCCCUUGCGGGAGGGGUGGGUGGGAAGGGGGGUCGGGCUGGUCGCGCUGGAACCCGCGGUUCCACAGCCCUGUUUUAGCACUGACCUGCUCUGAGAGCUGUUGAUGCACUGGACUGAACAGUAAUCGUCCUCACUAGUAUUUAUAUGUCUUACUGAGGGGGGACAACACUUCUGUCAUUAUGAACAGAAUGGUGUUUGUAGUGAACUGGCAAAUGGGACCUCCCCUCUCUAUGUAGUCUGCACUGUUCUCAGGUCUGAUUGUCCAAAAAAGUGGAUUUUUUUCCUUUCAUGGUGCUUCAAGUAAAAAAAAUGCCUUUUACUUUUUUUGCAUACAGAUCCCACCAUGCUUUGCUUGCUGGUUAGAAGAAGACAUGGGGAGUGUGUAGAUGUUUGUGAGGUCGUCUGCUGUGGUGUAGGCCCAUAUCUGAGCCCAUAGAGAUUUUUGUGUGUGUGUGUGUGUGUGUGUGUGUGUGUGUGUGUGAGAGUGAGUGUGUGCGUGUAUGUGUGUGUGGAUAGGUGUAUGGGAGGGAGGUUGUAGGGGUUCUUAUAAUUUAGUAUUUGUUUGGCGAUAACCUAUUACUAGGUGGUGUUUGUGUAAGGUAAGGAGUACAAAUAGAUGCUUCUUCGAAGAAAGAGGGAAAUUUUAUUAAAUAUAACUACUAUGAAGUUAAACUGUUUUUUUUUAUUCUUUGAGACAUUGUCAUGCAUAAAAGUCUGAAACUAUA